GGAAAGAGGGCAUAGAAUGGACAUAACUAUUAAGAAGAGUAAGAAUAGUAAGGUUAUGAUACACCUUUUAAUAUUUUGUUUUCGUUUUGGGGAUUAGAAGUAACAUUUUAAAUAUAAGAUGAAUACAAUAAAUCAAAAAGAAUAUCUAAAGAAAUAUCUCAAAAUUGGAGCCAAGACAGGAGAGAAAAAGAAAAAGAAAAAAUCAGAGAAAACAACUGGAACAAGAAUGAAAAUUAUAGAUGACGAUGCAGAUACAAUAUUAUCACAAGAAAUACAAGAUGAUAUAGAUGCUGCCAAUGAAGAUGCGCCUCAAAUAGUAGCAGUCAUUGAUGAAAGACCUCACUCACUAAUUGUUGAUGAAAAGACAAAAAGUGGUUUAUGGAAGCCAAUAGGGCAAUCAUCAAAUAAUACUGAAUUUCAAAAUUUUAAAAUAGGUAGUAUUAAAUUAAACAAAAACAGAGAUGAUUCCGAGAAAAAUAGAUUAUUAGCGACAAAAAAUAUAUCAAAUUUCAAACGAAAUGAUAAUUUACCAUCAACAUCAAUUUACAACAAUUUGAAAAAAGAUUAUUCCCCUCCAAGGAGAGAUCAAGAUUGUUCACCUCAAAGAAAAAAAGAUAUAGAUCAAUCUCCCAAAAGAAGAGAAGACCAUUCUAGUAGGAAAGAUCAAGAUUAUUCACCUCCAAGGAAGAGAAAACAAUCUCAUUCACCUGUACGAAAAAAAGAUCAGGAUUGUUCUCUACAAAGAAAAGUUAACAAAGAUACUGACUAUUCUCCACCAAGAAGAGAUGAUAAAGAUUAUUCACCUCCAAGGAAAAGAAACAAGUCUCACUCUCCAAGAAGAAAGAAUUACCAGGAUUGUUCUCCCCGAAGGAAGGAUAACAAAGGCCAUGAAGAGGAUUAUUCUCCACCAAGAAGAAACAAUAAAGAUUAUUCACCUCCAAGAAAAAAAAUAAAGGAUCAUUCUUCACCAAGAAAGAUUGAUAAAGAUUAUUCACCCGUAAGGAGAGACCAAGAUCAUUCUCCACUAAGAAAAAAAAAUCAAGAUUAUUCUCCUCAAAGAAAAAGAGACAAAGAUCUUUCCCCACUUAGAGCAAGAAAAAAGCAAUCUAGGUGGGAGAAAGAACACUCACCCGUAUCAAAGGAACUAAAUAAACCUGAAACAACCAUGAGUGGGAAGAAGUCUGGUCUUCAAAAUGCGAAGAGUUUAGUAGAUGAUAUAGUGCGUUUACAAAGAGAAGAAGAAAAGCUGUUUCAAAAUAUGUCCAGUGAGAUAUCAGGGGUUAAUGCCACUACUGUUGUGCGUAAGAGAAAACAAGAAGAAAUAGUGGAUCCAGAGAAAGAAGCAAGAGAAAGGGAAUUAAAGGAAAAGUAUUCUGUUUGGGGUAAAGGCUUAAAGCAAGUUCAGGAUGAAAGUGAAAGGUAUGCUGAACAACAAAAAGAGAUGAACAAGCCUUUAGCUAGAUAUGCAGAUGAUGAAGAUUUGGAAAGAUAUUUGAAGGAACAAGAAAGGGAAGGGGAUCCUAUGUUGGCCUAUAUAAGAAAAAAGAAGAAAAAAAUUGCAGUAGAACAUGGAAUUCCAGAGAAACCUAUGUAUAUGGGAGAUUUUAUGCCAAAUAGAUAUGGAAUUCGUCCUGGGUAUAGGUGGGAUGGAGUAGACAGAUCUAAUGGAUAUGAAAAGAAAUGGUUUGAAACACAAAAUGCAAAAAAAGCUAUGCAAGAAGAAGCUACUAAAUGGAGUACAGAAGAUAUGUAAAUAUUAUUUUUAAUAAAAUAAUUUUUGUUUUAUGUA
Messenger RNA from Diabrotica balteata, 1789 nucleotides. The record is from the annotation of a GenBank genome assembly. Lineage: Eukaryota; Metazoa; Arthropoda; Insecta; Coleoptera; Chrysomelidae.